CGCGAUACAGCGAGGAGAAAGAUAGGAAGGAACGGCGGCGAGCGCGGAAGUGUGCCGGCCGUCGAGCUGCUUACCAAAAGGGGUGCGAAAAAGCGGGCAAGCUGCGCCGGAAGGGGGUAGCCCGGGCUUCUCGCGAAGGCCUCAAAAUUUCGGACGCGACGGCGGCCCUGGACCUACGUGCCCAGACACAAGCCCAACCCGAAUUUGGCUUGGAUCAUCACCAGCAACAGCAUCACCAUCAGCAGCAGCAGCAACAGCAACAACAACAGCAGCAGCAGCAGCAACAGCAUCAGCAACCGCAGCAGCAACAUCAGCAGCAGCAGGGCCAAAAUCCAGAGUCGCGUCCACACCUUCACCUUCAGCAGCAUCAUCAUCAGCAUCACCCCGGGAAUCAUCUCCACUCUGGCGAUUCGGGGGGUGGGAUAGGAGGUGGAGGAGGUGGCGGUGGAGCCGGUGGAGGUGGCGGUGGCGGUGGCGGUGGCGGUGGCGGAAGUGGCAGCGGUGGAAGUGGCGGUGGUGUUGCUGGUGUUGCUGGAGGAGGAACGACCGGUUCCGAGACGGACAGACCGGUUAGGAUCCACGACGAAGACGACGAGGACAUCACCGAGAGGGAAGACGAGGAGGAAGAGGAAGAUCCUUGCAGCACGCCGGAACCGGACCUCGAAAACGAGCCGGAACCCAUGGAGGUCCAAACGUCGGCCGUCACCGCGGCGGCCGCGAACCUUCACGCGCUGCGACAACAUGUCUUCAAGAUGUCCGACUACUGGCAACAGCCGCAACGAGGGCCGCCCCAGCAUUCGCCGGGGAUACAGCACAGCCCUAUCUCGAACUCGACGCAACACCAGCAGCACCAGCAGCAAGUGCAGCAGAUGCACAGUCCGCUCGGUCAACAGCAGCAGCAACAACAACAACAGCAGCAGCAGCAGCAACAGCAGACGAGCGUGUCGCAGGUACAACAGACCGCUAACACUGGAUUAGGCCAAACGCCUAGUCCGCAGCAACAAAUGCAGCAGCAACAACAGCACGCGAUGUCCAUGAGCCAACAAACGCCUCAGGGAUCGCAGCAUCAGUCUUCUCCGGCACCGACCACGCCGUCACCACAGGCGGAUCAUCAGAAUGCCAUCGCGUCCAGCAUGGCUCAGAGUCUACACAAUUUGGCGCAGGUACAGCAGUCUAUGUCCCAGGCGUCGAGUCCGUCGCUGGCCGUCCAAGCGGUCCAAGCGGCUCAGGCCCUCAACCAGAACUUGGGACAGGCCUUGACUCAGGCGCUCACGCAGAACAUGCAGCAGAACCUAGGACAGACGUUGCAGCACAAUCUCGCGCAAAGUUUAACGCCGAGCCUGUCGCCGCAGCAACAACAGCAGCUGUUAAAUCAACCGCAGAACCUCAGCCAAGCCAACCAGAAUCUCCAACAGAACAUCCAAAGUCAAGCGCAGAACCUGUCGCAAACGCUGCAGCAACAGGCGCAAAAUCUCUCCCAGAACCUCGGGCAGAGUCUCAGCCAGCAGGCGCUGCAACAACAGGCGCAGAAUCUGUCGCAGAACCUGUCGCAGAAUCUUCAACAACAGGCGCAAAACCUGUCGCAGAAUCUGCAACAACAGGCGCUGAACAUGGCGGGCAGCAUCGCUCAGAACGGCGGUCUCGCCGGGAUGAACAUGUCAACGAACCAGCAGCAGAACUCCCAGAACUCGAUGCUGAGCCCAGGCGCGACCAGCCAGGACUCUCACGACACCAGCCUCACGGAGAAACUCGUCAACGAGUUGCAGUCUCGUGCCUCUGCGGCGGGACUUGGUGGUGCGGGAGGUGCCGGCGGAGGCGGAGGAAUGGGCAACAUCAGCGAGCGCACCCUCGAGGAAUGCUGGUCCACCCUGCAACGAUUCUUCUCGCAGAUCUUCAUGCACAAGAGCGCGAUGCAGAUGCACGCGAGGGAGCUGGGCGCGGCGGGUGCACUGACGGGUCGGCCAGGCGGCGGCGUGGCAGGCGGACUGGCGGGUCUUGGUCCGAUCGGCGUCGGUCCGGGUGGCAUGAUCGCAGGAAACGAGGUAAAGCCGCACCAGUGCCAGCAAUGCCUCAAGUCAUUCUCCAGCAACCACCAGCUCGUACAGCACAUCAGGGUCCACACCGGGGAGAAACCGUACAAAUGCAGCUAUUGCGACCGCAGGUUCAAGCAGCUCAGCCAUGUACAACAACAUACCCGCCUGCAUACGGGCGAACGACCGUACAAGUGCCAUCUACCGGACUGCGGGCGGGCGUUCAUUCAGCUAUCGAAUUUGCAGCAGCACCUUCGGAAUCACGACGCCCAGGUGGAACGGGCGAAGAAUCGGCCGUUCCAUUGCAACAUCUGCGGCAAAGGCUUCGCCACAGAAUCCAGCCUUCGUACCCACACGUCGAAGGUCAGUCAUUGUUCCAAGUCCCCAUGGCAACGAUUAAAGGAGUUGCAACAGCGUGUUGUGUUCCAGCAACACGCCGCCCUGAUCGGCGGCCCGAACGCAACCAGCUGUCCCGUCUGCCACAAACUCUUCCUCGGCGGUGAGGCUCUCAUGGAGCACAUGAAGCACACCCACAAGGACCCGAAUGCCUCCGGCGUUGCCAUUCCCUCCGCUGACUGCACAACCUCCGUUGCCGGGGUUUACCUAGCGAAGCGACGGACCGCCAACCACCCGUGUCCAGUGUGCGGAAAACACUACGUCAACGAGGGUAGUCUUAGGAAGCACCUGGCCUGUCAUCCUGAGACCAGUCAGCUUAGCACAAGCCUCAGGAUGUGGCCGUGCUCGGUGUGCCAAGCCGUCUUCACUCAUGAGAGCGGUUUGUUGAGUCACAUGGAGCAUAUGAGAAUGGACCCGAAACAUCAGUUUGCUGCACAGUACGUUUUGAGCCGCGCGGCCGCCGAGAGGCGGGAGAGAGAAAUCCUCGCGUCUUCGAGUCUAGGUACGGGAUUGGGUGUGUUGGGAAGCCAAACAGGCGGACCUCAAAAUUUGCAACAACCACCGAUGUGUCCUUCCCCGUCGGCCCACUCGGACAGCAGCAGUGGCAACGGAAGACUAUCCUCGGCCGGUAGUGAACCUGACUUCUGCGCAGGUACCGGUCUGCUGAACAACAACAACAACAACAACAACAACAACAUGGCGUCGCCGGGGCCCAGUGGUAAUAAGCUCAGCGAGAUGCUCCGAGCGGGAAGUCAGCCUGGCUCCGCGCAACAGUACCACGACGAGAUGCAGUCGCAACAACAACGCAUGGCAGUGAUGGCCGCCGUGUCAGCGGGUUUGCAAAAUUCGGUGUCGCCGAAUCUGUCGCCGGUGGACAUGGCGUCGCUGGCGGCGGCGAUGAGGAUGGGAAACAACGGUGACAUGAGUGGCGGUGGGCAAGGAUCGACAGGGCCGCAGCAACAAGGCGUGCAAGCAACUGGACCAGAACAGACUCUGAGGAUGCACCAAGCGGAAGCUUUGCUGCGUUCUCAGGCAGAAGCCGCGCUCAGAUUGGCUGUAUCGCAGGCAGCAGCAGCAGCGGCGAGUUCCGCGGUCGGCGGAGACGUGAGACAUCAUUUAGGACAGCAUAACGGAGGUAGCACUUCCGGCAUGCCUGGACAUCACACGAAUCAACAGAUGUCCCAGCAGGAUGCCUUACCGCCCGACCUUGGGGAAGCAUUGCGUCUACAAGAGCAGCGAUUAGAACAAGCGCUGAGGCUUCACGGCGAUCCUCGUGCCCUGAGUUUCACUCUCCAGCACGUGGUCAACCAACAGAACAAUCAGCAACCCUGAAAAUUCAGUUACUACUGAGACGAGUGGACCCCUUGGACGUCGGAGCAAACGAGCCUGCAGCAGCAAGCUGAACGCCUCAAUCAGCAAACGCUUCAAACAGCCGACGCUCGUCCAGCGUCGCUCGGCGAUCAGCAGCAGCAAGCUUCGUCUAGCAUUGGUCUUCACCAUCAUCAACAGCAGCAGCAACAGCAGCAGCAGCAGCAGCAGCAGCAACAACAACAACAACAACAACAACAACAACAACAGCAGCAGCAGCAGCAGCAGCUUACCGAAGACCGCGGCGUCAAAAGGAAAGCCGACGACAUGAUCGGUAACUCUGACACCGUGUAAAGAACGACGUACACCAACGACAAACCCCUGAAAGCGUUUGUCGUCUUCUACGUCAGUUCGAACACAGGCGUCCAAGUGUGGUCACCCGCGCAAUCACUAUUGUCUCAGCAGUACAAGUUGCAAUUGUUCAAAAACUCGACGCCUCGGAAGCAUCGUGAAUCCUAUCGUCAGAGACGCGACGACGUUUGGGUCGCAGCGUACUGAUGGAUACUACUGUGAAACUUCUACUCCAUCCCCGAUACAGAGGGAAGGAGACGCAAACGUCAUACGUAUCUAGAAAUCCGUUAGACGGUGCGUGGCGACGGCCGCGGGUGACAAUGGUCUUCUAGCAGCACGACGAUCCGUCGCGCUGAUCACGUUGUUCCUACUUCGGUCCCGCAUUCGGAAUUCCUACAACGACACGGUUCGCCGAAUCGGAUGACCCUCGAUGGCUCUUUUCAACCAGGCUGUCGAGGGUCCUCCGUUAUCGAGCGACGCCCUUUUGCUUCAGUCGAGUCGCUCUUUCAGAAUUCUCGGGACGCGUUGUCACCGUGGCCAGAGUCACCCCUGAAACGUGCCAUAAUAUUAUUGAAAGAACUGCUUAACUGACGCGUCGCCUGACCACCCUGCAAAGGUCGUCCAGGACGACGCGAGGUACUAUGGUUUUUUUUUAGUACAAGAGCCCUACGCACGGACAGGACCUGCGUCGGAUGGUCUCGUACCUAGAACCGCCGGGCCGUUCGAGGCUCAACAAACUAAACUAUAUAUAUGUAUAUACAUAUAUAUAUAUAUAUAUAUAUAUAUAUAUAUAUAUAUAUAUUCCUACAAACCAGUUUAAGGUUUCCGUAAUCUUAGCUCCCGUAACGUUUAAGGCAAACAUACGCGUCUGAGACAUGCGUAAACGCGGUCAGGCGGAUCAGCUAACCGCGCACAGCACCGCGUCCCCCUUCCCAUUUAUCAGACGAACGCGAAACAAAUCAGAAAAAAGACGGACGGUCUGAACGAUCGCUGCAUUAGUGAUACAUGUACACAGAGAGCACAACGAACACGUGACACGUAUUUACAAGAUACACGAACAAAACGCGACACACAAAACACGCACACACCGCACACGAUAUAAACACGUACGGCGAAACUUACUCGUGACGUAAGGAUAUACAUAUAAAAAAAUGCGCGCAACUUGUGCUGGUCGGCAGCACGAAAACUAUUAGCUCGUAAGCGGACAAACAAAAUAUAAUUAUUACAAACAGUUAUAUUAUAUAUAUUAUAUAUACAUACAGAGAGUCUUGGAGUGUAUGACGGAGACAAAAAAAAAACGAAGAAACGGAGUACCGGACCAGAGAAGAGGUACCGGUCUGCCGUGUCCCUCCUAACUGUACACGUUGCACAUUUUCAAGAGAACCGUGAAGAGUGUACGGGAAGCAUUUUUUUCGCGAGCAAACACGCCAGAGACGACGAGGAGGGAGAAAAAAAAUAUGAAGAGGAGACGAUGAAAAAUGACGUUGCAGAAAGAGAGAGAAAUAAAAAACUAAAUGCUAAAUAUUAUAUAUAUUAUAUAUAUAUAAAUAUUAUAAAUAAUAAAUAUAGGGUCUAUGAGACUAGGAUAUAAAUUAGGUGAAAGAGAUAUUCGGUGAGUGCAUGGAGCUGCGUGCCCAGGCAGUUGUACACGAUCCCAGCGUCAACGAGAGAAUGAGAAGAGAACAAGAUGGCGGAAAGCCUGGGAACACGAGAGAGAGAGAGAGAGAGAGAGAGAGAGAGAGAGAGAGAGAGAGAGAACGGAACAUGAAAGAACGAAAUCGAGAGAACGAGAGUACGAGAGUACAGCGCAAGAGAUUUCGCGAAUGAAUGACCUUGGGAUUGUCGCGUACGUGCAAGGGCACGCAGUCAGAGCGAACGUGAAACUGCGCGAAUGAGGAAUGCUUCGUGAGCAUCAAGGAAGGAGAGAAUGCGAGAAUGGAGCGAGCGAGAGAGAUUUUAGAGUGGCGUGCUUCAGGUAAUCUGAGGUCCUGUGAUCGUUAUAAGCGAAAUAUUUUUUUAUUUCCGGGUAUAAUAAUCUGAACGCGUAAAGAUAAUUGCGUCGUUUCGAACUUUUACUUGCAAUAUACCGUUACGUUCUCGCAAUACUUAGAAAGAAGAAUUAAGACGAAGAAGAAGGAGAAGCAGAACAGAGGUGGAUCGAUUAAAGAGCUACGAAGAUGAGGAUGAUGAGGGAGAGAAGAAGAAGAAGGAGAACAUAGAAAGUCUGUAGGUUUCACCCCCAGUUGGAGCAAAUUUUCGAGAUUCGGGCCAGUCCCUGAUCACCCUAAAUGCACCUCAUUGCGAUAAAUCCCCAAUCCCCGAUCCCACCUUCAACCCCUUCCUGGAGAGUCCGUACUUUUCGAUGGCGUUUCGUUCGAAAACGUUCGCCGCGCUCAUCUUCUUGGAACUCGAAUUUUGGCGGGAGAAAUCUAAACAAACGCAAACACGGUGAUUCCAAAACUAAAAACGUAAACGACGAGGCGGUCUAAACUACCGAAGCUAAAGAAAAAAAAAAUGGUCAGCAAAAAUAUCGAAUAUUCACCUACGACGCGUUCGAAUUCUUCGUUUCUUCGACCUGGCAAUCGCGGACUGAAGAGUGCGGAAAUUGAGAAUGGUAGCGUGCCGAAUUUUUCCUUCCCCCUGACAAACACACACAUCGUACAUCGACCGCGUUGUUGUUGUUGUUGUUGUUCCCUUCGGAGAUUCUCGACGAAACUUUUUCGUUCCGCGUGUCCUGGCUCUCGCAAACAUUUCACCCCGUUUCCCGAGCCACUUUUCCGAAUUCCGUCCCGAGCUGAAAUUUCCAUUCCUGAACUUCGCGCAACGAGUGUUUUCAUUUCCCUUCGACUACCAAAUCGGAAAGAUAGAGAGAACGAGAGAAGAGUGAAAAAAGAGAUUCUUAAAUUACAUCCCGACUUCUCCGUUCCUCUUCAGGGGAUCUCUCCCUUCUACCCCUUUGUUCGCCAUAUACGAAAGUAGCCUAACGUCGUCAUCUUCGUUGAACGUAAAAGACACGCGCCGAGAAGCCGCAGAAUAGCCAGGCUUUUUCACCAUCUGGAACGAGAGAAGGAAAGAUUGCUAAAGGAUUCAUCGUCAAAGCUACAUUUAACGAUUGCACUCGUCUCGAGGACCGGAACUCGACGAUCGCUUCGGAAUAAAUUCCGCCGAGGUAAAAACGUUAUUUCCAAAAGUUGAAAAACUAUGACUUAACUUGAAACUAAAACUUAAAUCGAAAUCUAAGAUCGGAAUUAUCGGUAGUGAGUGAACGAAAAUCGUGAAACUUUGGAGAAUCGCGAGACAAAGGCGAAGACUCGAGUUCCAGUCGCUUGCACGCGGGUCGAUCAUUGGUCGUUCUUAUUAUAACAAGUUUUUGCGUUACAGGGCGUUUUUUCCUCGGAUUAAGUAGUAUGUAAAUACACCUUGAUAUCACAAGCAUAAACUGAGAAUUUACUGGUAAACUUAAAUCGAGUACAUAAUGCGAAAUAGGGUUAGUUUCUCUGUAAAUACCUAAAGUUGGACGAGUGCAUACACCUCGUCCAGCAACCAACGAUAAUCGUUUUUAUCGAACCAGUGCUUCUGUUCGUCGUCGGUGCACGCCCGGUCCGUUGGCGAUCGUCCUUAUGCAACUCGUCGCACAUUCGUCUUUCCGUCUCGGAAGUCAUUUAAACACGGGAGGAAACAAUAACGCGAGAUCGUCAACGUCAUCGAGAGCAAAGGGUCUCCUGCAUAAGAGCGUUCUCCAAGUAAUGGGCGUCGCUGAUCGGGAAGUUUUUUUUUCUCGACACUGAUACACGACACACGGUUACACAAACACGCUCACCUACACACACAGCAUUGCGAUGGAUUGUACAGCUACGUUAGGAUAGAUAAGUAAUAAGUCUAAAAAGAACACAAUUCUUCACACACUCGCACCACCGGCACCGACUAGCCUCCAAAUUAGGACAGGGACCAAAAACGAAACGACAAAAAAAAAGAAAGAAAGAAAUAUCACGUUCGGCGAUCACACAAUUUUCCGAGAUUUCGUCUUUCGGGUACUGUCAUACGCGCGACAUUCGGGUAUAUACGUACGAGAACGCGGUAACAGAAUUUUACUUUUGGAACAACGCGUGAAAUUCGUGAUCGUCCAUUUGUUUCGAUAAUGUUGCGGAACGCGAUUAUCGAGCUCGGAGAUUUCAAAUGGAAUAGGAAUACCGAGAGUCAGACGUUACUCGAACGCAUUUGAAAUUCGAUCGGGAGAGAGCUGCGUUGAAUGAAAUAGGGUGAAUGAGCGAGUAACUGUGAUGGUCAGGUUGAUUCGAUAAUACGCGUGCCGCAAGCGCGAAAAUAUUAUAAAAGAAACAUGCAAGCAAAACAGCAGACACAUUGGCAGAAGAAAAUUUGGAAUCUGUUUUUCCAGAGCAAACGAAAGAAGCAAAACAUUGUCAACGGUCCCUCGACAAAACGAGCCUAAAAACGCAUGCGAAAAAGUAAUAAUGUAUCAUACAAAAGAAAAAAAAAAUGAUCAAAAAACAAAAUGGUGCACGAAUGUAGGAGCGGAGAAGAAGAAACGAGAAAGAUUUUUUUUUUAAAGAAAGCAACAACAUCACCACCCACUUUUUACCGUCAGUCACUAUCGCCGUUAUUAGCAACAAAAAUAAAAACUAAAUAAAAAAAAACAAUAAAUUAACAACAACAACAAUACAAUUAAACACAAACUCCAGCACAACGUCGAGAUCAUUCGCGACACGGUCGUGGAACGAUUCCGAGACAACAGCUUUUCACCGGUGCAUCCUGCCGUGCGCCGAGGGUUGCUUUUUUUAGAGGACAGCGACGAACAAAUUGCGGAACGAAGAAGAGAGGAAAAAAAGCGAUCCAGUAAUCGGCCGGCCCGUGCCCCGCGAACGUGUACCAUAAUUAAUAAUAAAAAUGAAAAAAAAAGCGUUAAACGAAACACACAAGCAAACAA
Messenger RNA from Hylaeus anthracinus, 9030 nucleotides. RefSeq names its product zinc finger protein 853-like (gene dati). The coding region runs from base 681 to 3758 and encodes 1025 amino acids. Gene Ontology annotation, cellular component: nucleus. The record is from RefSeq and is a predicted model, not a curated record. Gene Ontology annotation, biological process: regulation of transcription by RNA polymerase II. Lineage: Eukaryota; Metazoa; Arthropoda; Insecta; Hymenoptera; Colletidae. The transcript is spliced from 13 exons. Gene Ontology annotation, molecular function: DNA-binding transcription factor activity, RNA polymerase II-specific; RNA polymerase II transcription regulatory region sequence-specific DNA binding.